Messenger RNA from Linum tenue, 1882 nucleotides. Lineage: Eukaryota; Viridiplantae; Streptophyta; Magnoliopsida; Malpighiales; Linaceae. The record is from the annotation of a GenBank genome assembly.
GCCACCCCCGCCGUUGCCGAUGGUAAGUUAUUGUUUUUGUUACUUUUGUUGCUAGACUAGGCGACUAGCCCCCAUGGGAAUACCGUCCUUCUACCGGCGGCUGGUUGAAAGGUACCAGUGCUCGGUGGCCGACGUGGUGGAAGAAACUCCGUUGAUCGAGAACGACCGUCCCGUUCGCGUCAAUAUCUCCCUAAUCCUAACGGUUACGAGUUCGACAAUCUCUACCUAGACAUGAAUGGAAUAAUCCACCCUUGCUUCCAUCCAGAAGGACAGAUGGUGUUGCUCCACGUGCCAAGAUGAAACAACAAGCGGUGCAGGAGGUUUAGAACCACGAAGGAAGUGGAAGAUGAAGCCUCUCAGAAGGCUGAGAGUCAUGAAUCUGGGGAAAACGAAUUGCCGGUCAAGGGCAAUCAAAGAAGUUGGAUUCGAAUGUAAUCACUCCAGGAACCGUGUUUAUGGAAUUUAUGUCUUCAGCACUCCGUUACUACAUUAACUUGCGCAUGAAUGAGGAGGGCGGGUGGAAAGGAAUAAAGGUCAUUCAUUCUGAUGUCAGUGUUCCUGGUGAAGGGGAGCACAAGAUAAUGUCAUACAUACGCUUCCAAAGAAAUCUUCCUGGCUUCAAUCCAAACACACGGCAUUGUUUGUAUGGUUUGGUAAACGAUGCAGAUCUAAUCAUGCUUGCCUUGGCCAGUCAUGAAAUUCAUUGUUCAGUCCUGAGAGAGGAAGUACGUAAGAUUACCUCGAGAGACAAUGUUACAAAAAGUGGUCAUGACUUUAAAAGUUUUUUUUGACAAGGAGUUUCUCAGCAAUCACCAGCUUUCUUGGACAAUUUAGCACACUACGUUUCUGAGAGAAAAUUUCAGGGGGCUAUUGAUUUGCUUUUGAUGCUUACAAAAAGGAGUUCGUCCGGAUGGGUGGUUACCUGACUGAUUCUUUAAUGGUGAACAUCUAGGAUUCCAGAUGUUUUGUGCUUACUUCCUGAACCAACACUGCGAAUCAUAAAGUCAUCACUUCUUCUGUUUGUUAGGAUGAAGAAAGCGAGUGAAUGGGGCUCUAAUAUCGGUCUGCAGCGCAGACUUGAUAUCAAACACAUGUCGGAGCUGCAGGAUAAGAGUAGAAGUGUAGCCGCUCAAGGAUCAGUUAAUGUCCUGAAAAUUGGCUAAGCUGCUGAGGUUGACAAGGUAGAGAAAUAUAUAGAAGGACUAUCCUGGGAUAUGCACUACUACUAUGAAGGGGUAUGUUCUUGGCAUUGGUUUUAUCCUUUCUAUUAUGCACCGUCAGCUUCAGAUUUUCGUGGUUUUGAUAAUCUAGAAAUCAAAUUCUCACUUGGGAAAUCUUUCAAUCCUUUCGAUCAAUUAAUGGGGGUACUUCCAGCUGCAAGUGCACUUGCUCUCCCUUUGUCCUAUGGGAAAUUGAUGAAGGAUGGCUUAUCACCUAUUGCUGGACUUUUAUCCUGCGAAUUUUGAAGUUGAUAUGAAUGGCAAGCGGUUUUCUUGGCAGGGUAUUUGUAAAUUGCAAUUCAUUGAUGAGGCAGGGCUUCUUUCAGAAAUUGCCAAACUGGAGCACACAUUAACGGCUAUGACGAAGAAAGAAGAGAUUAUCGAAAGUUACUUGACCUAAAAAAACCCCUAAGUCUUGUUGCAUUAUGAGGGGAGUGGGAGUUAACAACCGACAAGUCGAGUUGCAGAUGAUUGAUGCAUCUUUUAUUUUUCUAUGCCCCGCCUUGUUGCGGGGCGCAGAUGGCCUAUGGGCAUGUAUUUGGUCCAUUAUGAUGUUUUGUUAGUAUUAUUAGCCUAAAAUUUAUUUUUAUUAGCAGUUUUGUAAGUAAUAUUAACUUGACAACUUAAAAAACUUAGAAAGCAACAUCGAUAAUGAAAGCAUG